AUGCAAAUUGUGUACAGGCUUAUUGUGGUGCUGAACAUGGAGACAAUUGUACCACAUUCUGAAACCAUUGGGAACCCCACGAUGUCUGCAGAAUCUGACACAGAAUCAGGCAAUUUCCCGCCUACAAAUAGGGUUGCUUUCAAUGAACCGGCGUUUCAGCAUUCUGUAAAUAAAGCACCUCCCAGGGGAGUAAACAUUCAAAGUCCAGCCAACAGCACUCCAAGUUUCAGGCCAUCUGUUCAACCUUUAUACCAACCACCUCCAAGCUACAGGAAUCAUGGACCCAUAAUGAAGAACGAGGCUCCAGCUCGAAUCAUUCCUAUCGCUGCUCUCAAUCCAUACCAAGGUCGGUGGGCUAUUAAGGCUAGAGUAACUGCAAAAGGAGAUAUGAGACGAUAUAAUAACGCAAAAGGAGACGGGAAAGUAUUCUCCUUUGAUCUGCUUGACUCUGAUGGAGGGGAGAUUCGCAUUACUUGCUUUAAUGCUGUUGUUGACCGAUUCUAUGAUGUUAUUGAGGUUGGUAAGGUAUAUUUGAUUUCAAAAGGAAGCUUGAAGCCUGCACAGAAAAAUUUCAACCACUUAAAGAACGAAUGGGAAAUUUUCUUGGAGUCAACAUCGACAGUAGAGCUUUGCCCCGAUGAAGAUGGCUCCAUACCAAGGCAGCAGUUCUCCUUCCGACCUAUAAGUGACAUUGAGAACGCUGAGAACAAUACGAUACUCGAUAUGAUUGGGGUCGUGACUUCUGUGAAUCCCUCAGUGCCAAUCUUGAGAAAGAAUGGGAUGGAAACCCAUAGGAGAAUCCUGAAUCUAAAGGAUGAAUCGGGCAAGGCCGUAGAAGUUACGCUAUGGGGAGAGUUCUGUAAUCGAGAUGGUCGGCAACUCGAAGAGAUGGUUGAGUCAGCCUUUUACCCUGUUUUAGCAAUAAAAGCUGGAAAAGUAAGCGACUUCAGUGGGAAAUCAGUGGGGACAAUAUCGUCGUCCCAGCUAUUCAUAGAUCCAGAUUUUCCUGAAGCUCAGAGAUUGAGGAACUGGUUUGAUCACGGGGGGAAAAAUACUGCCUCAUCCUCCAUUUCUAGAGACACUAUGCCUGGAGGAGGCUCGAGGAAUGAGAUACGAAAAGCUGUUUCUCAGAUCAAAGAGGAAGGUCUUGGAAGAUCAGAUAAGCCUGACUGGGUCACUGUGAAAGCAACCAUAUCAUUCAUCAAAACCGAUAGCUUCUGUUACACAGCUUGCCCUUUGAUGAUUGGAGAUAAACAAUGCAACAAGAAGGUGACACGGACAGGAACAAACAUGUGGCUCUGUGACCGGUGCAACCAAGAGUCCGAGGAAUGCGACUACAGAUACCUUCUUCAAGUGCAGAUUCAAGACCACACUGGGUUGACUUGGGUAACCGCGUUUCAAGAAUCUGGUGAAGAAAUCAUGGGAUGUCCGGCUAAGCAGCUUUACACGUUGAAAUACGAAUUGCAGAACGAUGAAGAAUUCGCAGAGAUUGUUAGAAUCAGACUGUUUCAUCAGUACUUGUUAAAGCUGAAGAUCAAAGAGGAAUCUUAUGGGGAUGAACAAAGAGUGAAGAUGACUGUGGUGAAGGUAGAUAAGGUUAAUUACACAUCCGAGAGUAAGUACUUGCUCGAUUUGCUCGUAAGGUCUCUAUAG
Thlaspi arvense is the source of this 1653-nucleotide messenger RNA. The record is from the annotation of a GenBank genome assembly. Lineage: Eukaryota; Viridiplantae; Streptophyta; Magnoliopsida; Brassicales; Brassicaceae.